Myxocyprinus asiaticus (Chinese sucker) is the source of this 2419-nucleotide messenger RNA. Its product is annotated as protein FAM114A2-like. The record is from RefSeq and is a predicted model, not a curated record. The transcript has 14 exons. Lineage: Eukaryota; Metazoa; Chordata; Actinopteri; Cypriniformes; Catostomidae.
GUGGCUUCCUGAUAGAGGAGUGUCGAAGAGAGGCUGGCUAUGUCAUAGUUAUCCUUAUUUACUCAAAAAACGUCUCCCUUAGAAUGGUUUUUUACAAUAUUAAGCUCACUUAAAACUAUUGCUGAUGAAAGUUAGCUUAGCUUUACAUGCAGUACAGUACAGUGACACUUAUGUGACAGACAGAUGUAAUUUGGUUUAUUUUGCCACUUGUACUCCAGCUUCAAUUAUAACAGUUUACGUUUUAUGGUUCAUAUGAGAUUGUAAUGUGGUAAGAUGUCAGACAACGAAAACUCCACAAGUGACCAAACAGACAAAUCAAUGGAGCCAAAAGAGCCCUCCGCUGAUACUCUGAGUGACAGCUCAAUUGAUGUAGCUCCAAACCGUAAGACCAGGAGGAGACCAGAACACAAACCUCCACAUGAGGACCAGAAGAUCCCAGAGACACCAAAACCAGCAGAAAAUUAUGCAAAAUCCUCCAUGGAGACCACUGUUUCCCAAGGAGGGUGGGGUUACUGGGGCAGCUGGGGAAAGUCUAUCCUGUCCACUACUACUGCCACUGUGGCUACUGUGGGCCAAGGAUUGUCACAGGCCACUGAGAAGGCAGAGACGUCUCUUGGAAUCCCAAGUCCCGAGGAGCUUUCUGCUCAAGUGGACAAGGAAGAAAAAACUGAUGGAUCAACCAGCAGUGAGGCAAAUAAAGAGGAAGGGGAGAGGUCUUAUGGAAUGGGUGGUGCUAUGGGAAUGAUCUCCUCUUUAACCAGUGUAGUUCAGAGUACGGGUAAAACGGUAAUAACAGGUGGUCUGGAUGCAUUGGAGUUUAUUGGGAAGAAGACUAUGGAUGUGAUAGCAGAGGGAGAUCCUGGCUUUAAGAAAACAAAGGGGCUGAUGAUCAGAAACACAACACUGUCACAGGUCUUAAGAGAGGCAAAGGAGCGUGAGGAGCAACAGACAGGUGAAAACUUAACUUCGGAAACAGACAGGAAGGCUCAUUAUGGGAUGUUGUUUGAUGAGUUUGAAGGGCUGUCACACCUGGAGGCUUUGGAGAUCCUCUCUAGAGAAAGUGAAGCUAAGGUGAAAUCGGUGUUGACCACUCUGUCCGGUGAGGAGUUAGCUAAACUAAGAGAAGAAAUACAAGAGAUUAAAGAGCCCUUUUACCUCAUGGAGUUUGAUGAUGAGGUGGAGGAUGAUACAAAAGGUGAUGAUGGAGAAGAUUUCGUAAAGGAACUAACAGAUGUUCUUAAAAGAUUACACAUAUCCACAUCAGCAGACAAACUUUGCAAGGCCAGAAAGAACGCAUUCAACCAUAUCACAAACAUGAAGCUACAAAGUGAAAACUCACAGGAGGAGAAAGAGUAGGAAACAGCAGUGGCAAAAUGCAGCAUUGAGAAGGCCCAUUUGUUUGCCAUUACAAGCCUGGCUGAGUUCACAGCCAGAUCCAUAGAGCAGUUCCACAAAACAGCUGAAAUGCUGCUUCACUGUAAUACUGAGGAGGUGACAGCUGCAGAACAAGCCAACGUCUUAUCGCAAGUUACCAUCAUUAUUUGCAAAGAGAUAUCACUACUAUCCAAAAAGUUCACAUCUUGUUUGACUACCAUUGGGGCAAACGAAAAGGGAGAGGUUCUCAAUCCACUUAUCACCAGUGUUUUUCUGGAGGCUUCAAACAGUGCAUCAUAUAUCCAGGAUGCGUUCCAGCUGCUAACGCCAGUGCUGGAAGUGUCUCAUAUCCAAAGAACAGUGGAGUCUACACAGUGAUAACCACUCAAAACACUCAACAGUGCUGAAAAUGGAUUUUAAGAACACAAAACCCACCAUGCAACUUCUUAAGAUGGAUGUAAAACUAUUUUCUAUUCAGUAAUCUAGUGCAGUUACGCACUCAGGUAGAUUUGGUAAGCAAAUUACAUACUGUACGGAGUGCACAGCUCACAGUUGAUUGGUAACUGUAAAUAUGUCACUGUUGGCUUUUUCCUAUUUUAGUAUAUUUUUGAAUAAGUGUCAGAACUCUUCCUUUAUCUGUCAAUGUAAAAAAGAAUACAGUAAUUUAAAUGUCUUUUGUCAUGUAUAAAUAUAUAAUGAAAUUGAUAGAAAUAUAUUUUUUUAAUUUUUAAAACUCUCAUUGUUUCCAAAAAUUGGUUUUAUGCAGGUCAAAUCAGUAUUAACUGUCAAUUACGUUUUAAAAUAAACAAUUGUUGUCUUCUGGAUUAUUGGAAAUAAGAAAUAUACAUACAUUUCUCUCUUAGAAAAUGCAGUUACAAUACUAUAGAGUAUGUUGUUGACUGCUUACAUAGAUGCUAAUUUGCACAGCAGAACAAACCAACCAUAGCCAGUACACAUUGCCUUUUUGAAGUGACAUUCAGUGUUUAUGCUUCCUAUGUGAGUGUAGUAAAACAAAUGUCUUCUUUAAACCUCUUUAAAAAACUAA